AUGGAUAAAAACUUUGCCCUUAUAUUUUUUACAUUAUUCUGGGUAGUGUUCGCCAUUAUCGGGUCGUGCAUUGGUGGCCUGUUUAGGGAACGAGCUGUUAUUAGGUGCUGCGUUAUAAUGACAGCAAUUUGCUGCUGGCUCGUCUGGAUUGUCACAUUCCUGAUGCAAAUGAAUCCGUUGCAGGGACCUAGAGCUGAUCAAAAGAUCAUCUUUGGAAUGAUGUGCUAUUGGAAGAACUCGUACAUCGAUGAUUCUGUAUUAUAAGUGCAAGAUAAUGAGCAAGAAGUAUAAGCCCUUAUGUCUCAAUGUAAUUUCUUAGUUCUUGUGUACUCCAAAUAGUUUAAAUGCACUUACGACACUUCUAAAUAA
Messenger RNA from Scaptodrosophila lebanonensis, 369 nucleotides. RefSeq names its product V-type proton ATPase subunit e (gene VhaM9.7-d). NCBI's taxonomy places the organism in Eukaryota, Metazoa, Arthropoda, Insecta, Diptera, Drosophilidae. The record is from RefSeq and is a predicted model, not a curated record. Gene Ontology annotation, cellular component: proton-transporting V-type ATPase, V0 domain; plasma membrane proton-transporting V-type ATPase complex. The coding region runs from base 1 to 264 and encodes 87 amino acids. The transcript has a single exon. Gene Ontology annotation, biological process: proton transmembrane transport. Gene Ontology annotation, molecular function: proton-transporting ATPase activity, rotational mechanism.